Megalops cyprinoides (Indo-Pacific tarpon) is the source of this 2062-nucleotide messenger RNA. It is a transcript of the gene suds3, whose product is annotated as SDS3 homolog, SIN3A corepressor complex component. Gene Ontology annotation, biological process: negative regulation of transcription by RNA polymerase II. Gene Ontology annotation, cellular component: Sin3-type complex. Gene Ontology annotation, molecular function: histone deacetylase binding. The coding region runs from base 359 to 1243 and encodes 294 amino acids. The record is from RefSeq and is a predicted model, not a curated record. NCBI's taxonomy places the organism in Eukaryota, Metazoa, Chordata, Actinopteri, Elopiformes, Megalopidae. The transcript is spliced from 13 exons.
UUUUUAAAUCGUUGCAGAUUUGCGGACGUUUAUACUUGGAUUUGAAAAGGUUUCCGAGUAGCUUCUUAGUAAGAUAAUCAAUCGUAACAUUUACUUAUUGAUAACAUGCUUCUCUCUUUUAGUUCUGAUUUCUGUAGACUUCAAAACUGCACUAGCAAGCUAGCUAGUUAGCAGGCAAGGUAGUACAAGGUGGCCGUCCACUCAGUCAGCCAGUCAGCACGUUUCUUGUACAUCUGGUUAGUAGCUCUGAAAAGUCAACCUCUAAACGUUCAGAAACCAGUAUUUCUGGAGUCUCUAAGACGUCAUCUCGAUGUACAGAAUGCCCACUGACUGUGUGCUGUGAGACGAACGCAGUUGAAUGGCUGGUAACACGCACAUGCAUAUUACCAAUGAAGACACCGAAGAUGCCAGUGAGACGGACCUGGCGAAACACGAUGAGGACGACUACGUUGAAAUCAAAGAGCAGAUGUACCAAGACAAAUUGGCAUCAUUGAAAAGGCAGUUGCAGCAGCUCCAAGAAGGUGGUACAUUGCAGGAGUAUCAGAAGAGGAUGAAGAAAUUGGAUCAGCAGUACAGGGAGAGGCUGCGCAAUGCAGAUCUUUUCCUGCAGCUAGAGACAGAGCAGGUAGAGAGGAACUACAUCAAAGAGAAGAAGGCGGCAGUGAAGGAGUUUGACGAUAAGAAGGUUGAGCUGAAGGAAAACUUAAUUGCCGAGCUGGAGGAGAAGAAAAAGAUGAUAGAGAACGAGAAAUUAACAAUGGAGCUGACAGGCGAUUCCAUGGAGGUCAAACCCAUCAUGACACGGAAGCUGAGGCGACGACCCAAUGACCCUGUCCCCAUCCCUGACAAAAGGCGGAAACCUGCGCCUGCUCAGUUAAAUUAUUUGCUGACAGACGAACAGAUAAUGGAAGACCUACGGACACUGAACAAGCUCAAGUCACCCAAACGUCCAGCCUCCCCUUCAUCUCCAGAACACCUUCCCAGCACUCCACUGGAAGCACCCACACAGCGCUACGAAGCUCGCAUUGAGGAGGGAAAACUCUACUACGAUAAAAGAUGGUACCACAAGAGCCAGGCCAUUUAUCUGGAGUCCAAGGAGAACACCAAGAUCAGCUGUGUCAUCAGCUCGGUGGGAACAAACGAGAUCUGGGUGAGGAAGACAAGUGACAGCACGAAAAUGAGGAUUUAUUUGGGACAGCUACAGCGAGGUGCAUUCGUGAUCCGUCGCAGGUCGGCAGCGUAGAGCUCACACCCCUCCCUCCAUCCUCUGACCCUUUUUUUUUUCCCCUGCCCCACCCCAUCAUCCCCCUUCACCUGUGUUUCCACCUUCCAUAAAGCCAAACCCCAAACUGCCCAUGUCACAUGACCACCCUUCCCCACCUCAUUGCCCAAGGAUGUCUUCUCGUGCUGAGAUUCUGCCGUCCGACCCGAUCAGCACAAGCAGGGAGAUGAGCAGAGAGAGGCCCGGGCCUCAUGUGGGCUUUCCUUUCUCACUUUCUUUUUGGCCUUUUUCCCCUCCUUGUAGUGCAGGCUGUAGUUAUAGAAACUUGAUUUUAACCAGUUUUAUUUUAUCUCUUCCUUGGUUACUAGGUGAUCUGGUAACAGACGUGCUUUUCACAUGCCCCCCACUGGUUUGUAAUUAGAAUGAAACACGAUCAAUUGAGAGAAAAAGUAGUAAUCUCUACUAUUUUUUUCAUCAUCUUUUUUAUGUCCUGUACUUUGACUCUUCUCAUUUCUGUGGUCUUUGGAGAAAGCAUAUACCAUGUAAUCAUUUUUGAAUUUAAUUUUUAAAGCUUUUACUUUUAUAUGUGUAUAAAAAAAUAAAAACUCAUAGCCUCAAACUGACAGAAGCUCAUAUGCAUUUUGUUCCUGAAUCCUUCUUGUGUGUGGAGGACUAUGAAGCCAACUUGUUACAUUUGUAUUUUUUUGUUGAGUAAUUGCUGUUUUGUUGCUUUUAGGAAAAGCAUUGUUGUCUCCCUUUUAUUUACACUGUCAUGUUUUUUGAAGUGUUUUCUGUUCUCAAAUGCUUAUUGUCGCCACAGCUACUUGUAACAAGAAAAUG